Molecule: messenger RNA, 384 nt
Organism: Meloidogyne enterolobii
Lineage: Eukaryota; Metazoa; Nematoda; Chromadorea; Rhabditida; Meloidogynidae
Source: the annotation of a GenBank genome assembly
UUUUUUGAUCAUUUUUCAUUAUUUUAUGGAGCGGAAGAUUUGGCCGAAUAGAGCCAUUAUUGAGUUUGUUCAUACAGCUAUGAGCGCUUCACAAACUGCAGCAAGUGAUGUUAUACCGCGUGGGGUUCGUGGCGAAUUCUCUCGAAUUAUUACAAUAAGUGCUAAUGAGUCCACUGAAGAAAACAUGAUGGCGACAACUAGUGGAUCAGCAUGAUUGGUAUUUUCUAAAGAAAUUAUGGAAUUAGGAUUUGUCAGUAAAAAAAUUAGGAUAUUUUUAAAAUUUAUUAUUAACCUGAUUUUGUAGCGUUUUGCAUUUAAAGUACGCACCUCCACGUUCGAAAUGUGUGGAGUUGAACCCGUGCACGGUUUUGCCUUCCAUUUAUA